This is a messenger RNA of Arabidopsis thaliana (thale cress), 729 nucleotides long. RefSeq lists its product as uncharacterized. The record is from RefSeq and is marked reviewed. Bases 94 to 444 code for a protein of 116 amino acids. The transcript is spliced from 2 exons. NCBI's taxonomy places the organism in Eukaryota, Viridiplantae, Streptophyta, Magnoliopsida, Brassicales, Brassicaceae.
GUAGACGUUAAUUAAUUUGUCUAUGCUCUCACAUACGGUAUUUAGUUUGAAGUUAUACAGGUUAGUGUUACUUACUUAUAGAGCCAAGUUAAGAUGGUGAGAGCCGUCAGACCGGAGGUACCUCCAGCCAUUAAACUUAAAGCAAGAACGGUGGCGGUAAUACCCGCUGGUACGAGAACAGGGCUGAAUACAAGGAAGAGCGGCAUGGAGGCGGCUAACGCCAUGGCUGUGCCAACUAGUGAUAAACCGGCCAGCAACAAGAGGAAUACUGCGGCUGUAGAGGCAAAAAACGCUAUCAAAACACCCUUAAUCGUCGGCUUUGGAGAUCGUAAUCUCUCGCGUUUUUUCUUGCGAAACAACAUUUUUAAUGGCCAGAAAAUAUUCCUUGUUUUAUCGGAUGGUUAUGUUGUGGGAUUUCAUGAAUUAGGAGAGUGGAUUUUAUGAAUAGAUCUAGAGAGGUAUGGUCUACGUGCACGGCACGUGCUUUACCUCAUGCGUAACGAUGCAAGUGACUGUUGAGCUCUACGUUACCUCAAUGCCUCUUCUCCUCUCUUUUUUCUGUUUCCCUAGCUAAUUUUGUUGGUUUACCACAUUUUUUCGUCCUCUAUUCCUUGUUUCCUCGCUUUCUUGUAAAAUAGUUGUAGGUAUUUUGGUUUAUAUUGGGAUAUUGUUUGUGUAGGUUGGUUUGACUAAUCUAGUUUUCAUUAUAAUAUGAUUGAAUUAUAAGUU